AUGUUAACAUUAUUCGAGAAUGAGUCCGGUCGCGAGAGAGACAACGUUAACUUGUCACAUUCUAACGAUCCAUAAAUUUUACACAACUCGAACAUGGAGAUAAUGGUCGAUAUAUUUGGAUGUCCGAUAGCUGAACAAGUUGAAAUAUAUCCGUGAUUAGUUGUGACAAAAAGACAAUCGUUGACCGAGACUCGGCGCGAAGUAUGCGGUGAGCGUGAUCCGUGUAAUCAAUAGUUUAUCAAAGAGCAAUCAGAUCGCAAGGAAGAUUCUUAGAUAAGGUGAAAAAGCACGACUUCCUUAAGGGAGAUGGAUUAGCCAAAAGUAUUGCCAAAGUGUGGAGUGCAUUAUAAUGCAAUUGACUCUUUUGCCCCCCCCCCCCUCUUAAUUCGGCAUUACAUCUUCGGCGGAGAGUCACGAAUGAAUUCGUUGCCAUUCCAUUGGAUCGCGGCGCGGGAAGCAUAGUUCGCGUUAGGUGAUCUUGAGUGGUGCGAUCGGUGAUCGAUCGGUGGUUGAUCGAGUGCAUUGGAGAUCGAAUCGUUCCGAAAAAUCAACAAGUCUAGAUUAUUUUGCUAUCUGAUACGAUGUGGUUCAGAUCGCUCGUGUUUUUCAUCGUCAUCGCUUCGUACGUCUCGGCGACAAUGAUUGACUUGUCAUUCAAGAAACUGAAGAAGGAAGAUUUUUUCGUGAGAAUGCAGACCCAAAUCAGUCUGCAAAAAGUGACAGAUCUUAAUCUGAGAGGGAACGAAUUCGACAGUUUUCUGGAUUGUUCUACCAAUCUGGAGACUUUACGAACGCUGGACUUAUCGCAAAACCAUCUUCAGCGAUUUUUCUUCCUGUGUAAGGACGAGUACAAUUUGCAAAUGUUAAACGUGAGCCACAACAAGCUGGAGUACAUCGAUGACAAUGCUCUCAACGAUCGGAUACCAAAACUGAAAAUAUUAGAUCUUUCAUUCAAUAAGCUCACUAUUGUUAACGAGACUAUGCUGCAACAUCUAACGAUUCUCGAGUAUCUAUCUCUAUCUCACAAUCCGAUAGGGGAUGGAAUACACGAAAAUGCAUUUUGGACUUUAAAGGCGCUGAGACACCUCGAUUUGAAAAAUAUAUCCGCGCCGUACUUCUCGCCGGAAUUCUUCAAAACCUUGCAGAACUUGUCGGUCUUGGACCUGUCCUGGAACCCGAUCAGCGCGAUACCGCUGUUACCGAUAAGUUUACAGGAGCUGGAUUUAUCCGGCACACAAGUGAUAAAUCUGGAAAAUUUGUAUCUGCCGCAGUUGCGAGAGUUGAGGCUGAACCACAUGCCAAAUUUGACGUCGCUGACGCUGAACGAUCUCGAGAACCUGACGAAUCUGGAAGUAUUAUCGAUGAUCGGAUGCAAACGACUGAUUCAGCUCAGUUUUAACUUGCAGAAUAACGUCGUACUACCGCGGCUGCAACGUUUCUCGAUAAAAGACUCCGGUCUCGAGACUUUGGGUACGGAGCUGCAUUCAUUGUUGCAACGAACGCCUGUCGUCGAGGUGGCAAACAAUCCCUGGAAUUGCGAUUGCAAGUUGCAAUGGAUCGGCCAUUUGAGAAUUCUUCGAGACAUCAGAUGCCACACGCCAGAUCGGCAUCGUGCCAAGCUCCUGGCUGAAAUACCAAGUUACGAACUACAAUGCGAAUACGACUCGCCGAUCAUCUAUCCGAUUCUGUGGACAGGCCUCUCGAUAUUGAUCGUUGCCCUGAUCGUCGCAACAGUCUUGGUUCUCCUCAAACGGCCAAUAAGCCAAUGGAGCUUCAAGAGAAGGAACGGGGACACCGUCACGUACAAAAACGUCGUGGAGUCGAACAAUGAUCUGGUCCGAAUACUGGCAGUGUCCGAGACACACGAACGCAACGAAGAAUGAAGCCAAAUUGAAAGUGGAAAGAGAAAGAAGGAGCGGACGAAAAACGAUUACUUUACUAAUAAUGUAAUAGUAAUGUAGUGUAAUUGCGAUACGACCAUACGAGGAAAUCAUGUUAAAAAA
Molecule: messenger RNA, 2003 nt
Organism: Pogonomyrmex barbatus (red harvester ant)
Lineage: Eukaryota; Metazoa; Arthropoda; Insecta; Hymenoptera; Formicidae
Product: trophoblast glycoprotein
Cellular component (GO): extracellular matrix
Molecular function (GO): protein binding
Source: RefSeq, a predicted model, not a curated record